This is a messenger RNA of Neolamprologus brichardi, 4240 nucleotides long. RefSeq names its product DnaJ heat shock protein family (Hsp40) member B1a (gene dnajb1a). Gene Ontology annotation, molecular function: transcription corepressor activity; Hsp70 protein binding. Gene Ontology annotation, cellular component: cytosol. Gene Ontology annotation, biological process: negative regulation of transcription by RNA polymerase II. Lineage: Eukaryota; Metazoa; Chordata; Actinopteri; Cichliformes; Cichlidae. The record is from RefSeq and is a predicted model, not a curated record.
CCCACAUCAGCAGCAUCAGCUUCUUCCAGAAGUUUCCUCGCAAGGUUUCGAGUGCGGCAUACUGACACACUUACGCAAACGCGGACGGGCUAGGUGACAUUUUCGUCCUCGCCAGUGGGUCAAAGCUGAAAGUUGCUGUCGGGGGCUGUGACACUUUCUGGAGGACCACCCCGACGGCGAUCUGAACUACUGCCCGCUGCAGGGACAGCUGCGGCGGCGGGGUGAGACAGUGGAUCCCGGUAAUCUGUGCUUCGUUUUACACGAGGCAUGCUGGGUGUUUUGUCGACGUCAAACCGAAGCUUCGACAAAAGCAAUUGAAAGAAGUGCCGACCGGCCGGUGUGAUGGGUAAAGAUUAUUACAAAGUGCUGGGUAUAGCCAGGGGAGCAUCUGAAGAUGAGAUAAAAAAGGCGUACAGAAAACAGGCUCUGCGCUAUCACCCCGACAAGAAUAAGUCUCCUGGAGCUGAAGACAAAUUCAAGGAGAUCGCUGAAGCCUAUGACGUCCUCAGUGAUGCCAAGAAAAAGGACAUUUACGAUCGUUUUGGAGAAGAAGGAUUAAAGGGUUCAGCUGACACUGGAGGCAGAGGACAUGGCGGUCAAAGCUGCAACUACAGCUUCCACGGGGACCCUCACGCAAUCUUCGCUGAGUUCUUCGGUGGCCGCAGCCCAUUCGAUCACUUCUUCUUCCAGGACGGGGAAGACGACGUGGACAUCAACAACCCUUUCGCAACGUUUGGCAUGCCAGGAAUGGGCGGCAUGGGUGGGUUUCACCGGCCUUUCAAAACCCACCCGGCAGGAGUUCACCGAGCGCACGAGAAGAAGAAGGACCCGCCUGUGGUGCACGAGCUGAAGGUGAGCUUGGAAGAGGUGUUCUCGGGCUGCACGAAAAAGAUGAAGAUUUCUCGCAAGAGGCUCAAUCCGGACGGCUGCACCAUGCGCAGCGAAGAUAAGAUUUUAACGGUGGACAUUAAGCGUGGCUGGAAGGAGGGGACGAAAAUCACCUUUCCCAGGGAGGGGGAUGAGACUCCCACCAACAUUCCUGCAGAUGUGGUGUUUGUGGUCAAAGACAAACCUCACCCGGUGUUCAGAAGAGAGGGUUCAGAUAUUGUUUAUCCUGCAAAAAUAUCUCUUAGAGAGGCAUUGUGUGGCUGCACGGUCAAAGCUCCCACACUGGACGGCCGGACCAUCACUGUUACCUCUAGAGACAUUGUCAAACCCGGAACGAAAAAGCGAAUAAGCGGCGAGGGGCUGCCGCUGUCCAAGUUCCCGGAGAAGAGAGGUGACAUGAUCCUGGACUUCACUGUUAAAUUCCCAGACAAACUGGCCCAAAACACACGCGAUACACUCGAGCAGAUUCUUCCGCUGUGACAUGUUAUGACUCCAAAUCCUCAAAAAGUUAGCAUUUCCAGCGGCACUGUGCUGUGUACUACCUGGACUUUUGAGGGCAGAUUUGGGUUCAGUGGGGUUUAAUUUUACUUCCUGAACAACAAAUCCGUAUCCUUAACCCAGAAUCCAGCUUGUUAUUUAUUUAUUUUUUGGCUUUGAGUGAAGGAGACAAAGGCAGAAAGACAAACAGGUGUUCUUUAAAUGUUCAGUGAAUUGCAGCACUGGGAAACUUAUUUUAGUAACUGAGGAUUUGAUAACAUAGCAGAUCUUUGUGCGAGUGCUUUAGGUAACACACAGCCAGCUGCUUAACAAUACCUCCCUGAUGCAGGUGCACUGAUGCAUGAAUGUGGCUAAAACUUCAUUACUCAUAGGACAUGAUUUGGGUUUCCAUUAAGUAAAAUUGAGGCUUAGAUAUUGUGUGGGUCUCGAAAGGUGAAACCUUUUGAGAUAUCUGUAGCAGUAUUGGUCUUACUAGGAGUUUUGGCUUAAAUAGAGUUUUCUUUUUCAUUGAUAAAUAAAAUUCUGUGUUUUACUUGUUGUUUACACUAAGCUAUAAUGUAAAGCUUUGUGAAAAAUACACCUAAAGUGUUCUCAAGGCUGAAAACAGUAGAGCCCUAAUAGGACUGAUGCUCAGUACGACUCUUAUGGAGUGUGUGUAUAUAUAAAUAUAUAUAUACAUAUUAGUAUAUAAUGAGAUGAUAUUGUUUAUAAUUAUAAAACUGGCAGCCACAACUUUAAAUCCACUAAAAGGUGAAGUGAGACUUAACAUUCAUGUGGAUGUUAUUACAUGUAACACUCACUUUAAGCCCCUAUCAUGCAGGCCAAGAGGCCAGUUAGUGACCCAAAGGUCGCUAGGGAAAAAUGUGCAUUCCCAGUCUGGUUAGUGAGUGGUUGCUGGGUGAAGUUGGUUGCAAAGAGAUAUCACCUGCAGAUUGCCACGAUCACCCAAAGGGCCAGAGGUGAUGCUGACUUGUCUUCAAACACUUGCCAGCUGCUUGUUGAGCAGAAUGGAAAUGGAGUAAAAGUUGCACCUAUUGAAACAUAAUAGUUUUGUAGUAAAACACGAGUUUUGUUUUGGAGGUGAGUGCACUCCAUUUUUGGUUUGCGUUGCAAGUUUCACUACUGCUCCAUGGUUAGAUAGCGAAUGGUUGCAGGCAAAUUAGUGUCUUGUGUACAAGCAAUGGGCGAAAGCAGAAAUCUGAGCGUUGACAAGGAGGGUUUUGUGCAGCACAUUAAUUGUAGGUUAUUUCACCUAGCGACAGUCUGCACAAGCAGUCGGGGAUGACUGGGACUCAGCGGCCAGUCCCUCGGUCAUUACCAUUGCUGAAGCCCAAGCUCAACCACUUGUGGUCAGUCUUCUUCCCAAGGUGUCACAUCGGCCUCGAAACCCUUUAGGUUUCAGUUGAUCUUUGGAACGUGGCAGAGGCCUCGCUACGUAGAGGGUAUCUGACAGGUCAAAGGGGAGGUACCUGUGCACCUGAUUGGUGUAAGUACAUACACUACGCUAGGGGUAUAUUUAAAGAGAAGGUUAUGGGGUCAUUGUUUAUUAACUUUCCAGCAGGGCAUUUAAUAAAAUUAGUUACCAACGUACCAUGAAGACUUGACAAGUCUCCACACUACACUGUGCUCAUCUGUAAUGCUGCUCUGUUACGUGUGCUGCAGAUUAUUGUAAAAAUGGAGUGAGACUAUAAAUGAUCCCUGUUUAGUAUCAGAAAGCAUUAUAUCCCAAUGCUAUUAUAUCUGGAGAUAGGCCAAUUAACUUAUGCUACUACUACUAAUAAGAUGCACCUUGAUGGACCUCCAGUAUUUUCCAGAUUUUUAAUGCAGGACAACAAAGGCAUAGGGAGUUUUCUUUUCUGCAGUUGUAAAGAUGGCACAUGUUUACUUUUCCAAACUUGUGUUUAACCAGAAGUACACACAAAUUAUUGCUCAUGUAAAAUAUUUGUUGGAGAAAAAAAUGUGCCAAACAUUUGUCCCUAUCUUAUUGUAAUAUAUGUGUGUAAGUAUGUGUCUUAAAAUUUGCUGAGGACAUGUGUGUAUCCUGUCACAUGACGGAAAAUGAUCAAAACCUGACUGCAUUCAUACCCUGUUAAAAUGCACAGAGAAAUUGAUAUUUUAUACAGAAGUCAUGUAUUUGUGAUGGUUUAAUUCAUCCUUUUUGUUGUUCUACUGGUGUCUGUCUGAUUGCAGAUUGAAUCAAAAGCCAGUGUGUUUAUAAUUUCUUUUAUCCAACCUGUAAAAAUGAUCUGAAAUGUGCUGCCGUUAUAUUUCACAUCAAGAUGUGAAAAAGAAGUUUAACCUCCAGCUUUAAAGGCCUGCAACCUUUGAUCAUUCUGUCUUAUAUCACGAGUCUAUUGUGCCAGACAGCUUUCACUCUAGUGUGUACAGAAUCGGGUGUUGUGUAGUUUCACAGUUGGGUGACGAUCCUGAAGACACAGUUGAAGUCUUUGACUGUGAUGAUGAUGGAAGCUGGUGAAUAUUAGUAAUUUUAGUAUCAGUGUGACUGUCAGAGAAAAAUAAGUAAACCUCAUGAUAGUCAGGAACUGCCGCUUCGUCCUGCUUCUGCUUAAGUUUUCAACUUACACGCACACAUGGUGUAACGUGAAUGUAGAGAUGCGUAAUCUCUCUAAUUUCUCUAUUUUAUUUUAUUUUUUUUACAGAAUGAAUGAUUUCUUUUUUCUUUUUUGUUUACCUCAUUUAUGUUUUGAAAUUUCUCAGGUUGGGAUUCAGAAGCCUUUGAUUUUUAACAACAAAAGUUUUAUGAAUUGAUAAUAGGAAAUAUGGAAAUUUCUACUUGGCCUUUCCUAUGCUGUGAUGAUUAGCAUUUCCACAAUAAAGAAACUGGCAAACCAAA